Molecule: messenger RNA, 1044 nt
Organism: Zygosaccharomyces rouxii
Lineage: Eukaryota; Fungi; Ascomycota; Saccharomycetes; Saccharomycetales; Saccharomycetaceae
Gene: SMT1
Product: Smt1p
Exons: 1
Coding region: 1-1044 (347 amino acids)
Source: RefSeq, a predicted model, not a curated record
AUGAAAAGGGCAUUCUCCAAUUUAUCAUCUAGGCUGCUUAAAUCUGAAAGCGAUGAACUAAAGGCAACUAUACAAUUCUUAACGAGAGCUUCUAAGCGGCCAUCUUUAACGUCGUUGUUGGAUGCUGAAAGUGGUCAGAAUCAUGUCGAAAGAGUUUUGAAAGUUCUCAAUUCUACGUUGCCUGAAGUGGAUUCGCAAAAGAAGCGUGUUCAAACUCAUUAUGACAUUUUGUUUAGCCAGUUGAAAGAUAUUGCACGUCAGUCAUCUCAGAAACCGUUACAGAAUGGCUUAGAGAGUUCUGAAAAACUGUACAACUAUUUACUCCUUCAACAGUAUAUGGGUAAAUUGCAAACUGUCCCACAAAUGGCUAGAAUUGUACUGUCCAAGACUUUCCAAGACUUUGAUAAAUUAUGGGAGAACUUAACCAUGUUUGAUGCUAAGCAACAAUUACAUCUUUCAGUACUUCUUUACUACCGCUGUGGUAACCCUAUCAUACGGCAACAGUUUGAAGACCAAUGGCUAGAUAAAUAUGGCGAAAUGCACAUUUCUGUACAAAGAUUAUUAUGGAAAUGUCUUACGAGGGAGUGUCAAACCUCUGCAGAAUUAGAACAUGUUGUGCAAAUUAGCCGUCAAAGUAUAAGAAGUUGGUCAGCACACGAUGAAGUGGUAUUAUACCAAUCCAUCUAUACCAAAUGCCAUCUCUUACCGACUCCAGGAGAAUCAUUGACCAAAAAUCAAGAAUUAUUCAUAGCUACCUUGAGGAUUCUUGCCAGACACAACGUUCAUAAAAGAGAUAUGCUUAAAAUCGUUAAGCUAAGCAUUGAGAACCGGUUAGCCAAUGAGACUUCUGAAGAGACAUCGGUAAUUUCCAUCUAUCAGUAUCGAUUCAUAAGAGCACUUGAUUUAGCGGUACAAGACGUUUAUUCCUCAUGUGAGGGCAAGAAAAACGCCAACGAACUACAAAACGAACUGCAACAAGUCCUCGCAAGCGUCAAUGACGAGGAGCAAGAGGUCAAAUCACAGAUGUCAUUGAAAUUUAUAUGA